AUGAAUUCCCAAGAACAAAAUACACAAUCUACAUCUCAUUUAAAAACCUUCGCUGAAACCACUGCCAACACUCAAUAUCCAAAAAAAGAACAAGCCAUCGUUUUAAACACUAUCAAUGAUAUACCUCAAUUAGAAUACAUAAAAGCCCUCGGCAAAAUUACAUCAACAAAAAAAAUAUCGUUUGCAUCUCGUAUUUCUAAUAAUCGUUUCUGCGUGUAUUUUACGGACAAAUGUACCGUCGAUGAACUAAUACAAAAUUUUUCCUGUAUAACAAUAAACGAACAUCAAAUCCCUUUUCGUCGUUUGGUUAACUCAGCAAAAAGAUAUAUCAUUUCUAAUGCUCAUCCGAUAAUACCGCAUGACGUAAUCAACGAAAAUUUAAUCUCAUACGGCAUUCGAACACUAUCGCAAAUUACCUUUCUGAAAGCCGGUUUUCAAGAUGAACUGGCACAUAUAAGCAGCUUUCGUCGCCAGGUAUACAUUCACCCCGACGAUAUCGCAAAUUUUCCCUUAUCAAUUGUUAUUAGAUUCGAUAACACCGAUUUCAGAAUCUUUAUAAAUGACGACACUCUCACUUGUUAUACAUGUAAACAAACCGGGCAUACCUCUAAUUCCUGCAAGAAUUAUCCUAAAAAUACCUACGUCAACAAUAAUAGUAGACAAACAACAGAAAUUUCGGAACAUUUAAUAUCCAAUGGCCCACAUGAUACAAGUUUAACGGAUAUAGAUAUAUACAAUACCCCAAACAACUUAGAUGUUCCAAACAUUAUAAAACCAAUGCAACCGAAUAAACAUAUAGUCAUACCAAAUGAAUCAAUCAAAAGACCUCCUCCAUCGCCUAGUAACUCGUCAUCUUCAGCAGCCACCCCCCAUCAUAUCAAUCAACAGGUUAAUGAUAAUUUCGCACAACCCAAAACAUUAAGAGAAAAAAUUUUAGAGCAUAUUAUAUAA
This is a messenger RNA of Macrosiphum euphorbiae (potato aphid), 951 nucleotides long. The record is from the annotation of a GenBank genome assembly. NCBI's taxonomy places the organism in Eukaryota, Metazoa, Arthropoda, Insecta, Hemiptera, Aphididae.